This is a messenger RNA of Saccostrea echinata, 7976 nucleotides long. Its product is annotated as phospholipid-transporting ATPase ABCA1-like. The record is from RefSeq and is a predicted model, not a curated record. Gene Ontology annotation, molecular function: ATP binding; ATP hydrolysis activity; lipid carrier activity. Gene Ontology annotation, cellular component: intracellular membrane-bounded organelle; membrane. Gene Ontology annotation, biological process: transmembrane transport; lipid transport. NCBI's taxonomy places the organism in Eukaryota, Metazoa, Mollusca, Bivalvia, Ostreida, Ostreidae. The coding region runs from base 1 to 6540 and encodes 2179 amino acids. The transcript has 45 exons.
AUGGGUUUCUUCAGCCAGCUGUGGCUUCUGUCAUGGAAAAAUUUUACUCUAAGAAGGAGACAAAAGUUCCGACUGGUAGCUGAGAUUGUCUUCCCUUUGGCAUUAUUCAUCAUUUUAGUGAUUGUAAGAACCAGGCCAAACCUUAAGAUACCCUACACAGAGUGUCACUAUGAUGGAAACGCCAUGCCCAGUGCUGGUGCCCUGCCCUUUGUACAGUCUUUCCUGUGUAACUUCAACAAUCCGUGCCAUGCUAAAGUGACUGAGGAUGAGAACCCUGGGACAAUAGGAAGUUUUGAUCAGUCAACAUUAACUAAAGUAAUAAAAGAUAUAUCAAGAGUGCUAGAAGAUAAUUCCAUCAUAACUCUGAGUCAUAUCUUGCAAGAUUUUGGGUUUUAUUCACGAGUCUUAGACAACAUACGCAGUGGAAAUUCUUCAGGUGGUAUUUGUGCCACAAUUAAUGCCACAAUGUACAGUAGGCGCACCACUCGUGUCAUUUGGAAGCAGAUUCUGCCAAUGUUACAGGGAAAGAUUCUUUACUACCCAGAUACACCCGCUGUCAGAAAAGUCAUUAAAGAGGCCAACCAGACCUUUGAGGAGUUUGCAAGAGUGAUCAACCUUGCCAGGAACUUCAGCCAGGACUACUACUUCGAAAUAUAUAACUACCUUAACAACAGUGCAAACAUUGAAUUCCUGCGGACUUUAACUGGUUCCUGUCUCUGUGAUUUGGCUUUUGACCAGUUAAGGAACACUGGAAACAUUGCCCAGAACUACAGUGCCUGUGAAUCACUGAAUGGCUUUUUAAACAACCGCAAUGCAACAGGUUAUGAUUGGAGAAAUGCCAUCAACAGCACCAGAAUGUUGGCUCUUGGAAUUGCAGAGUUUGGAGGAUGCUUCAACUUGAAUAAGUUUGUGGGCUACAAAAAUGAGAGGCAGAUGAUCAAUGAUGGUGUAAGAAUGAUUGAGGAAUUUAAAUUCUGGGCAGCAUUGGAGUUUAAAGUAUCAGACAAUGAUCAGGUGCCCUUGCCCACUCAUGUGAAGUACUCCAUUAGAAUGGAUACAGAUAAGAUUGAUGGAACAACAAGAAUACAAGACAAGUACUGGCGACCAGGACCUAGGGCAAGUGCUGGACGUGACACGAAGUACAUUACUUACGGCUUUGCUUACAUUCAGGACAUGGUUGACCAUGCCAUCAUCAAUGUUCAGACCCAGAAACAAGUGUCUGUGGGAGUGGAGACCCAGCAAUUUCCCUACCCUUGUUAUACCAGAGACAGGUUUAUAUUUGCAAUAUCCCGGUCCUUGCCUCUGUUCCUGGUUUUAGCCUGGGUUUUAUCGGUUGCCAUGAUCUGUAAGAGCAUCGUGUACGAGAAAGAGAACCGACUGAAGGAAGUAAUGAAGAUAAUGGGACUGAGUAAUGCUGUUCACUGGGUCGCCUGGUUCAUCAAUGCAUUUGUUAUGAUGUUCCUCACUAUUAUCAUUCUCACCAUCAUUAUUAAGACUGGCAGAGUCCUGGAGCACUCCGAUGCGGGUGUUCUUAUCGUGUUCUUCACUGCUUUUGGAAUAUCCACCAUCAUGCAGUGCUUCUUGUACAGUACAUUCUUUAACCGAGCAAACUUGGCUGCUUGUGUGGCCGGUUUCCUGUACUUUAUUAUGUAUCUACCCUACACUCUGGCAGCACAGUGGGAAGACUAUUUAACCACGGGACAAAAAGUUCUCUCGUGUUUUUCCUCGGGGGUGGCGUUUGGCUGGGGUUGUAGCUAUCUAGCUCGAUAUGAAGAACAGUCUAUAGGCAUUCAGUGGUCCAAUAUUGCCUCCAGUCCGAUAGUGGAUGAUGACUUCAACAUGUUGUACUGCAUCUUCAUGAUGCUUCUGGACUCCGUUAUUUAUGGAAUUGCUACUUGGUACAUUGAGGCUGUAUUUCCAGGUCAAUAUGGAAUUGCCAGAAAGUUCUACUUCCCUUUCCAAAAGUCCUAUUGGUGUGGAGUGUCCAGUGCGAAGGCAGAGGGCAGGUCCUACAUGAUUAACGUACCUGAUGUAGAGCUGGGGAACAACGAUGUAAAUGUUGAAGCUGAACCAAAGAACAAAAAGCUAGGUGUGUCCAUUAGAAACCUUCGUAAAGUGUACAAACAGGGGAAGAAACUGGCAGUGGACAACCUCAGCAUUAACUUCUAUGAGGGGCAGAUCACUUCAUUCCUCGGCCACAAUGGAGCAGGGAAGACAACCACCAUGUCCAUUUUGACAGGCUUGUUUGAGCCUACAGAUGGAACUGCGUAUAUUUAUGGAUAUAACAUUCAGACUGAGAUGGAUAACAUAAGGAAGAGCCUAGGAAUGUGUCCUCAGCAUAACGUUCUGUUUGAUGGUCUGACAGUGGAAGAACACUUGUGGUUCUUUGCCCGUCUGAGAGGACUAGAGAAUGAGAAAGUGAAACAGGAGAUGGAGCAGAUGAUCAAAGAUGUAGGACUACCUCACAAGAGGAAGGAGUUGUCAUCCUCACUGUCAGGUGGUAUGAAGAGGAAGCUGUCAGUAGCCAUUGCUUUCUGUGGAAAUGCUAAGACAGUCAUUCUGGAUGAACCAACAGCUGGAAUAGAUCCAUAUGCUCGGAGAUCCAUCUGGGAACUACUCAUCAAACUCAAGAAAAAGAGGACCAUUAUCCUAUCUACACACCACAUGGAUGAAGCUGAUGUAUUGGGAGAUAGGAUUGCCAUUAUCUCUCAUGGAAAACUCUGCUGUUGUGGCUCCAGUCUCUUCCUGAAAUCUCAGUAUGGGAGCGGGUUCUAUUUAACAUUGGUACGAGGCAAAGAAGGAGAAUAUGGGAAGGAUAUGGAAUCUGAUGAUGACGACGAUGAUUAUCCAGAUGAGACGAUGUCAAUUGAUUCCAGACCUAGCACUGUAUCAAGUAUCCGGACCGUACGUGCUGUCAAGGCAUCAAUCAAAGAGCCAGAUGAUGAAGGAUAUGAUGAGAAUUCCAAGAGUGAUUCAGGGAGUGAUCCCCCUUCAAAGCCUCCAACCCCACCCCCAGAAGAAGCCACCAUGAUCCUAGGUUUCUCUGUCGAUCGUUUGAGUGCUUUCAUUAAGCGUCAUAUCAAACAAGCUCGGUUGAUUGAGGAGACAACAACAGAACUUGUGUUCCAGCUUCCUGAUGGUGAAUCUGAACUCAGGAAGUUUGAAACUUUGUUCACAGAUUUAGAAAAGAACCACAGAAAUCUUGGAGUUUCCAGCUUUGGAAUCUCAGAUACAAGCUUAGAAGAGGUAUUCUUGAGGGUUGCCGAACAAACAACUGAAGAUGAAUUACCUGAUGAAGUCAGGCGAAGCAGGCUUGAAGAUCUUACAGAUAGUGGUCGAUUUGCUCGUCCAGUGAGCAGACUUAGCUUCAGGAGAAAAAAGAAGAAGUCAUUCCUUAAAAGUCUGGUGAAGGGAAAAAAGUAUGGCAGAAUUGAUUCGGAGGAUCUCAUAAGUGAUACAGAAUCUCUGGCUUCGAUCCCAACAAGUGAGGCACCUACAGAGGCAGGCUUCAGAAUGGAUGACUACAAGAAAGUCAGUGGAAAAUUCCUAUUUUUGAGACAGUUCCAAGCUCUGUUCAUCAAACGAUUCCACCAUCUCAGAAGGUCCAAAAAGGGUUUCUUCUUUGAGAUAAUCAUGCCUGCAUUGUUUGUGUUAUUGGCCAUGAUAUUUGCUGAGAUAACACCCCCUCGGGACAAACAGCCUCCCCUGGAGCUUCAGCCCUGGAGAUAUGUACCAACCAAGGGAGACAAACAUCUCUAUGUCUUCUAUAGCAAUGAUGGCAAGGGUCAGGAUUGGUCAGAUAAAAUGGUUCAGAGUCUGCUAACUCGUCCAGGAAUCGGAAAUCGCUGUCUGAAUCCAAGUGUCUACUCUAUAGAGGAUUAUCCUUGUACUGGAGAGAGCUCUAACUGGAUGAACUUCCGCCCAAUCUAUACCAACACCACCAUUGACUCUCCAAGCUGUUCUUGUGACACUGGCUUCCAGAAAUGCCCUCCAGGUGCAGGUGGCCCAGAGCCCCCCAAGAAACUGUUACCCACCUCUGACUAUCUGUACAACAUGACGGCGAGGAACAUCAGUGACUGGCUCGUCAAAACUAUGGAGAGAUACCAGAAAAGGAGAUUUGGAGGAUUUUCAUUUGGAGAUGAAGAUCCAUUAGCAGCAUUUAAUGCCACAGAGCUGAGGAUUGUCAUAGACAACCUGUUUACUGUGCUAAACAACGGGACUCCAACAACUUCAUUUAACGAGACUGUGCUAAUAGAAACACUGCAGGGAUUGGCCACUCAGAGGGUCAAUAAGGUCUGGUAUAACAACAAAGGCUGGUUUGCUGUGGUAGCUUACAUGAGUGCCAUGAAUAACCUGAUUCUACGGAGUAACCUUGACCCCUCACAGGACCCAACUCUCUAUGGAAUUACCACUGUCAAUCACCCCAUGGAGCUGACUAAAGACCAGCUCAACGAGAAUCUGAUGUACCAAGCUGCCCUGGAUGUAGUGAUUGCGAUAUGUGUUAUAUUUGCUAUGUCAUUCGUACCUGCCAGUUUUACAAUGGUUCUGAUAGAGGAGAGAGCUUCCAACUCCAAACAUCUUCAGUUUGUCAGUGGUGUCAAUCCCGUUAUUUAUUGGGUGUCCAACUUUUUAUGGGAUAUGAUGAAUUACCUGUUGCCCUGCUUCAUCUGUAUAAUCAUUUUUGUGGCCUUUGACAAUAAGUCUUAUGUAGGAUCAAACAACUGGCCUUGCUUAGUACUGCUCCUAUUUUUGUAUGGGUGGUCCAUGAUUCCUGUGAUGUACCCCUUCUCCCGCCUCUUCAGCAUCCCCAGCACCUCCAUGGUGGUGCUUCAGUCUGUCAACAUCUUCCUGGGUACCACCUCUACACUGGCCACCUAUGUUAUAGAGUUCUUACAGGCAGAUGAUGAGGAGUUGAAGAAUAUAAAUACGAUUCUGAAGCGAGUUUUCUUGCUGUUGCCUCAGUAUGGUCUGGGGAGAGGGCUGAUGGACAUGGCGUACAAUCAGAGGGUCACAGAUGCUGCAGCUCUACUGGGUGAAACAAUCAUCACAAGUCCGUUUAAGUUUGAUGUAGUGGGAAGAAACCUGUUGUCCAUGUUUUUCAUUGGCAUUUUGUUCUUCAGUGUCAACUUACUGAUUGAAUACAAUUUCUUCAUUAAACGAGGGAUGUGUUUCUGGUCACCGAGACCUACCCACAAACCUCUGGAUGAUGAGGAUGAGGAUGUAGCAGCAGAGAGGAAGAGGAUUAAGUCAGGAGAAGCAAAGGAUGACAUCCUCAGACUCCAGAAUCUCACUAAGGUUUAUCGAUUGUUUGGUAAGAAAGGACGGAACACAGCAGUUGACAGACUUUGUGUGGGAGUCCCUAAAGGCCAGUGUUUUGGUUUAUUAGGAGUGAACGGAGCGGGGAAGACCACCACAUUCAAGAUGCUGACAGGAGAUGUCUUUGUAACCGAAGGAAAUGCUUUCUUAAACAACAACAGCAUUUUGACGGACAUGGUGAAGGUUCGCCGAGACAUUGGGUACUGUCCUCAGUUUGAUGCCUUUGAUCCCCUCUUGACAGGGAGGGAAAUCUUACGAUUCUAUGCCCGUUUGCGGGGAGUGCAGGGAAAAGAUGUCAACAGGGUGUCAGAUUGGGCUAUCAGAAAACUAGGACUGUUGAUUUAUGCUGAUAAAUUGUCAGGGAGUUACUCUGGUGGAAACAAACGCAAGCUGUCCACUGCCAUCUCACUGAUAGGGAAUCCUCAGAUCAUAUUCCUUGAUGAGCCCACGACAGGAAUGGACCCCAGGGCUCGGAGAUUCUUAUGGAACUGUAUUAAGAACAUUAUCAAGGAUGGACGUUCAGUUAUUCUCACCUCUCACAGUAUGGAAGAAUGUGAGGCUCUGUGUGGCAGACUGGCCAUUAUGGUGAAUGGAACUUUCCGUUGUCUGGGGAGCAUUCAACAUCUGAAAAAUAGAUUUGGUGAAGGUUACACCAUUAUAGUCCGAGUAGCUGGUGAGAAUCCAGACAUGAAGAAUGUGGAGGAUUUUAUAUGCUCCACGUUCCGAGGAGCUGAACUUCUGGAAGCCCAUCACAACAUGUUACAAUACCAGCUGAAAUCCCGAAUCAAAUUGUCCAGUAUUUUUGGGCAGCUAGAAAAAGCCAAGUCCAGACUCAAUAUUGAGGACUACUCUGUCUCACAGACUACUUUGGAUCAGGUAUUUAUAAACUUUGCCAAAGAUCAAACAGAUUUGUUGGAUGAUGAGAUUCCUGAUCAGUCGCGUAGAAAGAAAUCCAGUAGUUUCAAAAAAGAUAAUGGUGUAUAUCCUGUAGGCGGGACUUCUGGCUUCUCGGAUACUGACAGUAUUGCUGGAUCUAGCUUAGGAGGAUCUACAAUAGAGCUUCGACAACCCCACGGCAGAUUAAGGGCAGAAUAUGAUUACCAGAGCAUGACGUACACAGAUGAUGAGAGUCUCACUGGGAGUACGGUGGACCUGAUUCGCCCCAGCAGUGCCAGGAGCAGUACCCGUAGCUCAAACGCAAUGUCUAACGUUCAAAUCUUCUAGAGCGUUGGAUCAGCAUUCAAGUGCUUAAACAUGAACCUCUUUAAAUGGAUGUCCAAAAAUACUCGGUGAACUUGAAAGGGUCAUUGAGGAAGACUUAAGUGUAUGUACUGAAUAGAAACUGAACUGGACAAAGAUUCAGUGAUGAUAUUUGAUGUUUAUUUUCUUGGGGUUUUUUUUUAGCAAUCCAUCAAUUUUACAUCUUUUUUUUCUUCUUGAUUCUAUCUGUGAUGACACAUGUUUUAAUUUUAGAAAUAUCCCAGGUGACAUUAAGUGUGAUUGUCCUUUUUACUCUCAUUUUCUGUACAUAUCUUUGUUUUACUUAAUCAGAUUUCUUUUUUCAUAUAUGAUAUUCUAUAAGAUAUUGCUGAUAUUUUUAUUUAGUUUCUUUGAUUUCUAACUGGCUGGCCAUGUUAGAUCUGUAUGCUGUGAAUUUUGCACAAUAAUUUUGUAACCAAAAGAAUCUCCUAUUUUAUAUACAGCAUUAUAAACAUUGUAAUGUAAGAUUCUGUCAUUACUUGACAGUUUGUUCUUCUUGUUUACACCAUCAGUCUUUCAUUUUUGUACUUUCAUUUUGUACUUUCAUUUACUUAGACUACAUCAUGUGAGUUAUUGUUGUAUGCAUUAUUAAAUCAGAAAUGUUAAACGUGGUGGGCAGUAUGUAUUAAGGAAUCCUUAGUAUAUUAUCCAGUGAUUUUUAUAGGCCUACAUGUAUUUAACAUGUUUGUUAUAAUUGGCUUUUUGUGAGUUUUUUUACCUGGAUAUUGAUUCGUAAUUUACUUAUUCCUAAGAAAUUUAAAUCACAAGUAUUGUUCUGAACCAACCAACUUUGCCUUCUGUCAACAAACUUUCAGAAUGUGUCCAUUUACAUUAUCAAUAAACAUGUGCAUGACCUUCACAAUGGUUCUUUAUGCAAGGACAAACAUGAGACUCACAAUAUUUGUUUAGAAAGUUUUGGAAACUUCCAUUGUUCAGUCCUGAGUGUACAAUUCAUUUCGUGGUUAAGGAACGACAAAGGCUAUCAAUAAUAAUAACAGCAUAGCACAAUGCAGUGGCUGAGUUCAUGUUUGUUAUUUGUAAACUUGAGGCACUUUCUUCUCAAACUCUCAUCAUCUUUUUUAAUUUGCAAGUUUCCCAUCAAAUAAACUGUAUACACACACGUUUUUAUUGUGGUAUGCUUAAUACUUAGUUUUGAAUGCUUUAGUGAGUGUAAGAUCCCUACAAGUUCUGAGGAAGCUUAACAGGCAAGUGUACUAUACUGAAUAACACCAAAACAAAUUCUGAGGAGUGUGUGAAGUGAUAUUUUCAGUUAUUGAAGAAUGUGUUGUUGUUUUUUUGUACUAAGAAUGUAAAGAUUACUUUUUUUGUUUUGUGAAUUAAUAUAAGAUUUUUGUUACAUACAUUAUAUUUUUUAAUAAAAAUUAUCAUUAUAAAUACAA